GCCCCCACCGAGACCUGCACCGCGGGGCGCCAGCUCGGACCCCGCCGCUCCCCAUUCCCCCGGCGUCCUGGCGCAUCGGCUAGAGGCGGAGCCAGAGCCGGAGCUUGGGCUGUGGGCUCCAGGUGCUAUCUGGGGAGGAUGAAGCAGGCCCUGGUGGACGAUACUGAGGAUGUGUCCCUGGACUUUGGUAAUGAAGAGGAGCUGGCCUUUCGGAAAGCCAAGAUCAGGCACCCGCUGGCCACCUUUUUCCACCUGUUUUUCCGGGUGAGUGCCAUUGUCACCUAUGUGUGCUGCGACUGGUUCAGCAGAAGCUUUGUGGGCUGCUUCGUCACCGUGCUCCUCCUCCUGUCCUUUGACUUCUGGUCUGUGAAGAACGUAACCGGGAGACUCAUGGUGGGCCUCCGCUGGUGGAACCAGAUAGAUGAAGAUGGGAAAAGCCACUGGAUUUUUGAAGCCAGAAAGGCCUCUCCGAAUCAGAUCGCUGCCACAGAGGCUGAAGCUCGCAUCUUCUGGCUCGGCCUCAUCAUCUGCCCGCUCAUUUGGAUCGUGUUCUUCUUUAGCACCUUAUUCUCCUUGAAGCUCAAGUGGCUGGCCCUUGUGAUAGCUGGGAUUUCUCUCCAAGCCGCUAACCUGUAUGGCUACAUCCUUUGUAAAAUGGGAGGUGAGAGUGACAUCAGCAAAGUCACAGCCCGUUUUCUGUCCCCGACGGUGUUCCAGACGGCCAGCCCAAGUGACUUCCAGAAGCCUGGCCUUGAGGGGCUGGAGAUUCACAAGCAUUAGGCAUCUCUUUGGAGGCCACAGUGGCUGAAGCAAGAGGUUCGGUCCUUAAAAAAGCUUCCAGCAGAGAAGAGUUCCCUGACCAACAAGCUGUUGGUUUCCCGGAAGCAGGCCUUGGGGGAGAGGUUUGAGGAGACAUUUUUAUUCUUAAGACAACAUGUUUGUAAAGAAUGCCUUUAUAUAUGUCGAAAAGUGUAAAUACUACAAUUAAAGUGUCUCUGCAAAAAUGACUUCACACCCUAGCAGAAUCU
This is a messenger RNA of Leptonychotes weddellii (Weddell seal), 1028 nucleotides long. It is a transcript of the gene TVP23A, whose product is annotated as trans-golgi network vesicle protein 23 homolog A. Gene Ontology annotation, cellular component: Golgi membrane. Lineage: Eukaryota; Metazoa; Chordata; Mammalia; Carnivora; Phocidae. The record is from RefSeq and is a predicted model, not a curated record. Gene Ontology annotation, biological process: protein secretion; vesicle-mediated transport.